Molecule: messenger RNA, 1806 nt
Organism: Salvia miltiorrhiza (redroot sage)
Lineage: Eukaryota; Viridiplantae; Streptophyta; Magnoliopsida; Lamiales; Lamiaceae
Exons: 3
Coding region: 31-1785 (584 amino acids)
Source: RefSeq, a predicted model, not a curated record
GCAUACCGACGAUUCUGCGGUACGCGAAGCAUGACCAUACAGUCGCUCAUCAAACGCGUGUGCGAUUUGGAUCGUCGAGUGGAUGAUGAGGAUGGGAGCCUGUACCUUCGUGCUGUCCUCGUGUGUGUGGCUCACACCCUUGUUCUUGGGUUGGAUGCGCAGGUACAGCCGUGGCUUUGGGUUUUGGUGGAUGAUCUGGCUACAUUUGAUAGAUUCCCCUGGGGCGCGUAUUCGUAUAAGAUGUUAUGCCAUUAUACGCAUGAGAUAGGAACCGGCGAGAAGUAUCACUUCUACGGUCCUUCGUGGGCUUUAUAUGUCUGGGCAUUGGAGCGCGUCCCGGGCUUCGGACACAUGGUCGCAGCAUCUAGCGGUGAUCCGACAGCGCACCCUCGGUGUUUGAGAUGGACUUUCAGGGGUAAGCCCCGGCUUUACGGUCUGCGCGAUCUAUUCGAGGGACAGGGUGGUGUCCUGCCCCUGGAGCCCGAUGGUGACGAUCUGUCGAAUCACUACUUCAUAUCAGCGCUGACACCGGGCGAACUCUCGGUGAGCUUCAGGCCCCCCGACAACCCAUUAGCUCGGGGUGUCCAAUUUCCACAGCAGACCGGAGCCCGUGUUGUGGAGGAGCGCGGGGACGAGGAGGAUGUACCUAGACAACCUCGUAUGACUCGCAGUCACAGUGUUCGGGGCCCUGUGAGGGAUGCUCGACCCCACGAGCCGGCUCGUCAUUCAGUAGAUCCGGGCAAGCGCCCAGCGCCGCAUACUUCUUCAUCGUCGAGCGGAUCUCGGACUGUAUCCAGUCCCAGCGAGGGUGAGGUGGACCGUAAAUGGGUGAAGAAGACGAUCCGUCAGGAGAUUAAGAAGGCCUUCGGCAAAUUCGUGGAUAAACUGAAGGGCAAGGGUACAAAGGAUAGGUGCAAGAAGAGCAAACAUUUCCCAGUGCCCGACUCCCCUGAUGAUGAUGACCAGCGACGGUCCCCUGAUGAUUACCAGCCACGGUCUCCUCCACAGCGACGGUCUCCUCCACCCAGUGCUUCAGGGCCCGACGCUUCAGGGCCAAGCGUUUCACGUCCCUGCGACGACGACCCCCGCGAUGAGGAACCAUGCCAUCCAGAGACCCAGGCCUACCCAUCACGCCCUUCAGAUUAUGCCCAUUCCCGCCCAGCAGAGACCCCGGAUUACAACGAGCAGUGGCGGGCCAUGAAUCAGUCUGUCCAGGGCGACUACACACCGGCAGAGCAGACUUUUGACUGGUCGACCCAGGUCUACCCUCAUUGGUCUUCCCCAUUCCUGAAGCCGCAGUAUAGCACAGAGACCCCGAUAUUCUUUGCUGAACCGCUCACUUCUAUUGCACCACAUGAGUGGGGACAGUCCAGUUCGGCAGGGCAGGCUCAGACGGAGGAGCCUGAGCCACAGGCAGAGCAGCCACAGGUACUGCUGCUGCAGCACCCAGAGCAGCCGUCGGCAGAGCAGCCGCCAGCAGAGCUCCCGCGUCGCAGUCAGAGGGUGAGGCGUCCGUCUAACUUUCAGAGAUCGCCUUGGGUUAAUAGCCAAAUGCCACGUCCAGUGACACAAUACUGCAGUGACCAUUAUGAGAAGUGGAUGGCUAGGUGUCGAGAAGGUAGGCGUGGUGAGAUUUAUGUCAAGGCAAGUGGUGGUUUGCGGGAGUACGACGACUUCGCGCGGGUGGAUAAUGUCAGGCAGGAAUUCACAACUGGGGAUAUUGACUUGUAUUUCUUGACCUUGAGAAAUAGACUUCGAGGUUCCCUGGAUUUACUGGAUGACUAGAUAUGAAUAACACAAUCAUAG